Molecule: messenger RNA, 969 nt
Organism: Cadophora gregata
Lineage: Eukaryota; Fungi; Ascomycota; Leotiomycetes; Helotiales; Ploettnerulaceae
Exons: 4
Coding region: 1-969 (322 amino acids)
Source: RefSeq, a predicted model, not a curated record
AUGAGCGCUCUGGAAACAGCCGGCCAGAAGGCAUCAGCAAAUCCGUACGACUUCUUGACAAGACUUCCUCAACGAGCUCCUCCCGGUACUGACUUCACGGCUCAUAUGACUGUGUGGAAGAAUGGACAAGGAGGGCAAUGCCAAACAAAUAUUCAACUCGCACGCAGCAUUGGGAAAUUUCUCCAUUCAAUGCAUGUGGCAAUGUGCGAAGCACAGGGAACUGCCGUAAGCCCAACUCCAUGGACCGUGAUACCUAUGUCACCCAUCCAGGGUCCGCUACCGCAGCCACUUGAGAUUGAGAUCUCAUGCAAGACUGCAGACAUGUGGAAUAAUGAUGAACCUGCCAACGAAGUCGAGAAACUGAUGCGGGGUCGAACACUCAUCGACGAGAUCUUAUGGAAACACUUACAAGCUCUAAGCGACCAUCAAGACAUCGAGACAAUAUUUUCGUGCCUACUCGGGUUUGUCCUCAAGUACCCAGCAACACCUACUGCCGGCGUUGAAACCUACCAUAAACUCCACGUCCAGAGCUUCCAUAUCCCCGAACUCGAACAAUGGCAAAGAUGGGAGAAAGAGACGGUUAAGACGAAGUUUUAUGAUGGACCACUGCUCGCCUUGGAUCAAAUCGCAGACAUCUUUUUGGCCUAUGACCCUGUCAUUCAGAUGAUUCCAUGUAGUUCUUCUGAAUUAACACCUAUCACCCGAGCAGUCCAAGGACUGAAGGUAGCUAGUGGAGCACUGCCUGAUGUGAAGGCAAGGCUGCCAAGAUCGAAGGACCUUGACCGAAGCUCAGUGGACAAUUUGAUUCGCGAGUGCUACCCACCGGUCCUGCGAUCCAUGGAAGACGCCUUGGAGGCUUUGAGGGACUUAGCCAUGGAAACCAGUCAGUACAUUUUAUCAAUGAUCUCUUACCCAGCUGCAAAAAUGAGCCUACCCUCACAAGAAGACACUACCAGUGCAAUUCACUAG